This is a messenger RNA of Scomber japonicus (chub mackerel), 2004 nucleotides long. RefSeq names its product frizzled class receptor 3b (gene fzd3b). Lineage: Eukaryota; Metazoa; Chordata; Actinopteri; Scombriformes; Scombridae. Gene Ontology annotation, molecular function: Wnt receptor activity; Wnt-protein binding. Gene Ontology annotation, biological process: canonical Wnt signaling pathway; non-canonical Wnt signaling pathway. The coding region runs from base 1 to 2004 and encodes 667 amino acids. The record is from RefSeq and is a predicted model, not a curated record. Gene Ontology annotation, cellular component: plasma membrane. The transcript has 10 exons.
AUGGAGUCCAUAGAGAGCCACAGUGAGUUUAGCUGUGAGCCCAUCAAACUGAGAAUGUGCCAGGAUCUGCCUUACAACACCACCUUCAUGCCCAACCUACUGAAUCACUACGACCAGCAGACGGCCGCAUUAGCCAUGGAGCCAUUUCAUCCCAUGGUGAACCUGGUGUGCAGUGCUGACCUGAAGAUGUUCCUGUGUGCUCUGUACGCUCCGGUAUGCACUGUGUAUGGUCAGGUGUCCAUGCCAUGUCGAUCCCUCUGCCAGCGGGCCAAGGACGAGUGCAAUAAACUAAUGGAGAUAUUUGGAGUCGCCUGGCCAGAUGACAUGGAGUGCAGCAGGUUUCCAGAUUGUGAUGAGUCCUAUCCUCGCCCAGAGGACCUGCUAACAGGCACUGACCCAACUGAUCAGUCAUCCAUGACUGUCCAGAGAGACUACGGCUUCUGGUGCCCGAGAGAGCUCAAGAUCGACCCGGACCUGGGUUACAAAUUCAUGGGAAGGAAGGACUGUUCUGCUCCUUGUCCUUCCAUGUACUUCAGCCAGCAGGAGCUGACCUUCAUCCGCUACUUCAUCGGAGUUGUCUCCAUUGUCUGUCUGUCUGCAACGCUGUUCACCUUCCUGACAUUUCUCAUUGAUGUUACCAGGUUCAGAUACCCCGAGAGACCAAUCAUCUUCUACGCUGUGUGUUAUGUCAUGGUGUCGCUGGUGUUCUUCCUCGGGUUCCUGUUGGAAGACAGAGUAGCGUGCAACACGGUCAGCCCUGCGCAGUUCAAAGCUUCAACCAUAACACAGGGCUCACACAACAAGGUGUGUACCCUGUUCUUCAUGGUCCUGUAUUUCUUCACCAUGGCCGGCAGCGUGUGGUGGGUCAUACUGACAAUCACUUGGUUCCUGGCAGCUGUGCCUAAAUGGGGCAGCGAGGCCAUUGAGAAGAAAGCGCUCCUCUUCCAUGCCGUUGCCUGGGGUGUCCCAGGAGCCUUGACUGUCACCCUGCUGGCCCUGAACAAAAUUGAAGGAGAUGGGAUCAGUGGAGUGUGUUUCAUAGGGCUGUAUGACAUAGACGCCCUGAGGUGGUUUGUUCUGGCACCGCUCUGCCUCAACGUGGCGGUGGGCGUGUCUCUCCUGUUAGUUGGCAUUGUGGCUCUGAACCGAGUGCGUAUGGAGAUCCCUCUGGAGAAAGAGAACCAGACCAAACUGGUCAAGUUCAUGAUCAGGAUGGGCGUUUUCUCCGUGCUCUACCUUGUCCCCCUGAUCACUGUGAUUGGGUGCUAUGUGUAUGAGCACACCUACCGGACCAUUUGGGAGACGACCUGGAUGGCGGAGAACUGCAGACGCUAUCACAUUCCCUGCCCAUACAAGGUGGAACAGACCAGUCGGCCGGCAAUGGUUUUAUUCCUCAUUAAGUACCUGAUGAUGUUGGUUGUGGGGAUUCCCUCUGUUUUCUGGGUGGGCAGCAAGAAGACCUGUUUUGAGUGGGCCAACUUCUUGCAUGGGCGCAGGCGGAAAGAUGGGGUGAAUGAGUCUCGCCAAGUGCUGCAGGAACAGCCGGACUUUGCUCAGUCUCUCCUGCGUGAACCCAACACCCCCGUCAUCAGGAAGUCCAGAGGAACAUCCACUCAGGGCACUUCCACCCACGCCUCGUCCACCCACUUAGCUGUCCUAGACGACCUUGAUGAACCAGUCAGAACCCACCACGGCCACCCUGCCUCCACCAGGAGUAAAGCCAGCAGUAUCCACAGCAAGACCAGCUACCACGGCAGCCUGCGGCACACUCGUGAUGACAGGAGCGAUACUGUGGUUUACCGGGGUACAGAACAGCGCAGUUUCCAUGGCAGCAUGCCGCAUCUGGACCACCCACUUUCUACUCACAGCAGCCUCCAUAAGAUAGAUAGCCACUCAAGACACGGCAGCCAGAGAGACAUAUCCGAGGCCCCGCCUACCCUAAUCACCCAUGGAACGAUAGCAAGCGACAGCCGAGAGGCUGAGAAUGACGGUACCAGCGCCUGA